Messenger RNA from Ctenopharyngodon idella (grass carp), 3435 nucleotides. RefSeq names its product hydroperoxide isomerase ALOXE3-like. NCBI's taxonomy places the organism in Eukaryota, Metazoa, Chordata, Actinopteri, Cypriniformes, Xenocyprididae. Gene Ontology annotation, molecular function: iron ion binding; oxidoreductase activity, acting on single donors with incorporation of molecular oxygen, incorporation of two atoms of oxygen; protein binding. The coding region runs from base 143 to 2149 and encodes 668 amino acids. The transcript has 16 exons. The record is from RefSeq and is a predicted model, not a curated record. Gene Ontology annotation, biological process: linoleic acid metabolic process; lipid oxidation.
UCUUCUGCUCUUGGCCUCUUCUCGUUCAGGUCAUUUUGAAAGGAACAAGAUCUUUGUUUUGGCAAAAACCUGUCAAUCUAGUAACAGCAGAUUUUACACUUCUUACAGCAGUAGCAUUGUGACUUCUCUGACAAUUACAGCCAUGGUGAUCUACACAGUAACGGUGCACACAGGAAAGAGGCUCUUGGCAGGUACCACUAGCCUUAUCUACAUCCAGCUGCGUGGUAGUGAGGCUGAGAGUGAGGAACAGAAUCUAAAUCGCCUUCAGGGGUUUUUGCAAGGAUCGGAGCGAGAAAUUAAGAUAGACUGUAAGGCAUCGCUGGGAGAGCUUAUAUCUGUCAAGCUCUUCUCCAAGCCGCUUAUGGGUCUUCUUUACAACCAGUGGUUCUGCGAUAAGAUCUUGGUCAACACGCCAGAAGGCAACAAGAUUUUGUUUCCGUGCUAUUGCUGGCUUGACUGUAACGAAAAGCUCAUUUUAAGACCUGCUAAAGCUUCACUUGUGUUCCAGGACACCAACCCAAUAGCCCAAAGUCUAAGGACGAAGCAGCUAGAAGAGCAACAAAAGUUAUUUAGGUGGCAUGUGUAUGCUGAGGGCACACCCCAGGUUAUCGAUUGCGACACUGUCUUUGCUCUGCCAGCUGAAGUCCGAUUCUCUUUCACAAAGGAAUCUGAGUUUUACUCCACUUCUAGAAAGCAGUUAAUUGCUCUGAAGCUAACUGGAUUAGCUGACAGCAGAAAAUCGUGGGAAAGCAUCAGCCAACUGGAACUAAUUAUUUGUGAAAACAGAGCGAAAACCUUUGAAUACGUUCAGAAGCACUGGGAUGAGGACAAGUUCUUUGGUUACCAGUUUCUGAAUGGCCUCAAUCCCAUGAUGAUCCAGCGCUGCUCAAAGCUGCCCGCGAAUUUCCUCGUCACAGACGACAUGGUCAAAGACUCCCUAAAAGGGAGCAGCUUGGAGCAGGAGAUGAAGAAAGGGAACGUCUUCCUGUCUGACUAUAACAUGUUGGAUGGACUGGUGGGAAAUGUAGUCAAUGGCAGGAAGCAGUAUCUCACAGCUCCCCUGGUCCUGCUGUACUGUAACCCUCAUGGCAUGAUGCUGCCCAUCGCCAUUCAGUUAAAGCAAAAGCCCAGCAAAGACAAUCCCAUCUUCCUCCCAACGGAUUCAAAGACCGACUGGAAACUGGCCAAGAUCUUUGUCCGAAAUGCAGAGUUUGGCGUUCACGCGGUCGACUUUCACCUGCUGAGAGGUCACCUGCUGGCAGAAGUGUUCACCGUGGCGACGUUGCGCAAUCUUCCCUCUCCACACCCUCUCUACAAGCUCCUCUUUCCUCAUAUGCGAUACACGCUCCAGAUCAACAUCAUGGCACGGAAUGACCUGAUAUCCAAGGAUGGGUCCAUUAACAAGUUUGCAGGAGUAGGUGGAGACUCAUUGGUAAAGUUGCUGAAGCGUGCUACUGCCUCCCUGACCUACAGCAUCCUCUGUCUUCCUGAUAACAUCUCUGAGAGAGGCCUGGAGAAUGUUCCCCACUACUACUACAGAGAUGAUGGGAUGAAACUGUGGAAUAUCAUCAAGAAGUUUGUUGCGGCUAUAUUGUCACACUACUAUCAAAGUGAUGCACACGUGCAGAAGGACACAGAGCUUCAGCGUUGGAUCAGUGAGAUAUUCACCCAUGGCUUCCUGGGAAGAGACAACUCAGGAAUACCAUCAUCUUUUCAGACUGUGACAGAGCUUGUCAAGUUUGUCACCAUGGUGAUCUUCACUGCCUCAGCUCAACAUGCUGCUGUAAACAAUGGACAGUUUGAAUUUGGCGGCUGGAUGCCUAACAACCCCACUGCCCUCAGAAUGCCCCCUCCCGAGGUGAAAGGCCAGACCACUGAGAACAUGAUCCUGGAGACCCUUCCUGAUGUGAGCACGACGGUGAACGGGAUGGCUGUCCUGAGACUGCUGAGCAAGGUUUCUACAGACCAUUACCCUCUGGGACAUUUCCCUGAAAACCUGUAUGAUGAAGACAUCCCCUGCAAGGUCAUUAAAGAUUUUCAAAAGGAUCUGAGGGAGUUGUCAGAUCUCAUCGAGGAGCGGAACAAGAAGUUGGAGCUUCCCUACGUCUAUCUGAACCCCAAAAAUGUGGACAACAGUGUAGCCAUGUGAAAGGAUACAGUAGUCCUUCUUAAUAUGUUUGUCUUUCUAUUAAUAGCUUUGUCAAUAAAAGUAAAGACCAAAGCAAAAAUAACUCGGUGAGAUCAUGGAUAUUGCCUUUCAGGGAAAAUAAUGUGAAAGUCACGGUUUGCAUUUUUUUUUUUUUUUUUUUUUUUUUCUUCAAGUUGUGGGUUUUGAGAUACAAAUUUUUACAACUGUGCUGCCAUCUAGUGAAAUAAAUCAAUACAAUCCAUUGUAUAAAAAUGUAUAUAUUUUUUUCAAGCUCAAACACAACUAUUCACAUGGUUACUGUAAACUCUGUCAUAUAUUACACACUAGUGUGGAAAACUAAAACAAUCCCAUCUUUGCCGCUUGUGCCUUUGUGUUACAGUGCAAAAUACAGUAUGAUGCAAUAUUUGUUGUUUGCUGGUUUCUAGACCAAGUCAUUUUUUGUAAUAAGCAAGCACUUCUCUCUCUUUCUCUCUCUCUCUCUCUCUCUCUCUCUCUCUCUCUCUCUCUCUCUCUCUCUGUGUGUGCUUGUUUUAAUUAUGAGGACACAAAUGUGUAUAAUUAUGGAGGACCAAAUUACUCAAAAUGAAAUAAUUAAUGAAUUCAAUAAAACAAUUAAAUGUACCAGUUUAUUCUGAAAUAACUAAAUAAUUAAUUAAUUGAUUUCAUAAUUAAUUAAUUGAUUUCAUAAUUAACUAAUUAAUUAAUUAUUAAUUCAAUAAUUAAAUAAAAUGUAUCUAUUUAUUUUGUAAAAUUACAUUGAAAACACUUAUUUAUUGUUUACUAUAUUUCACAAUUACCUCUUCCACACACACUUUUGUUGUUUAAAAAUCUAUUUUUUCAUUAUUAAAUGUUCUUUUUCAAAAAGCCGUUUUUCAUAAUAAUAUGCUGCAUUUACGAAUGACGCCUGUUUGACGAAUCAUGCAUUUCCAAAGCACGAUUUUCCCAAAGAUUUUUUUCAUAAUAAUAGAGGACAUUUCACAAAUGCCAAUCAACAGACAGUGGGCGGUGCUUGGCGCUGAUUGGUUUGAAGUUGAAGAGUCGACAGACAUGACAAAUCGAUCUUUGUGUGGUGUGGUGACAUCACGGAACACCAAGGGUGCUUCUCAUUUCUUAUUUGUGCCUGAAAAUGUAUUUUGACUCUAUUGAAUUUUCUAAAAACCUGAAAACUAUGAGAACUGUGGCUGUGUUUAAGGACUUGGCACUUAAUCUGGACUAAAAGACUGUUGGUGUUACUUUUUUUUUUUUUCUUUAAAGCAUUUAAUAAAACAAAAAAAUAAAUAAAUAUA